AUGGCGCCAAAGAUAGACAUCAUUGACAUCCGCCACAAUGCGGUGGAGAUGAGCCUCAAGGACGAAAUUGUCAAGUCAUUGAAGCCACAAGAGGGUCCGAAAAGACUCCCGACAUUAUUGCUGUACGAUGAACGAGGACUGCAAUUGUUUGAAGAGAUCACAUAUUUGGAAGAAUACUAUCUCACGAAUGCUGAGAUUGACGUUCUCCAAAGAUCUGCUUGCAACAUUGCAGAGGCAAUUCCUCCUGGCUCCAUGGUAGUCGAGCUGGGUAGCGGAAAUCUUCGAAAGGUAAGUAUUUUGCUGCAAGCUCUUGACCAGGCCGGCAAGGAUAUCGACUACUAUGCUCUGGAUCUCUCCCUAAAAGAGCUCUAUCGGACUCUGGAACAAGUUCCUGCGUUCAAGCACGUCACGUGUCAUGGUCUGCAUGGCACCUACGACGAUGGACUGGACUGGUUGAAAAUACCAGAGAAUAUUACUCGUCCAAAAUGUGUCAUGUCGUUGGGAUCCAGCAUUGGCAACUUCUCUCGAGCAGGAGGAGCUGAGUUCUUGAAGGGCUUUGCAGAAGUCAUGCAGGACUCUGACUUAAUGCUCGUUGGGCUGGAUGCUACCGAGGAUCCUGCCAAAGUCUAUCAUGCUUACAACGAUCGAGAAGGAAAAACGCAUAAAUUUAUUCUCAACGGCCUGACCAACGCAAACGGGAUCUACAACGAAGAAAUUUUCGAGCCCAAUGACUGGAAAGUCAUUGGCGAAUAUGUGUUUGAUGCAGAAGGUGGCCGCCAUCAGGCAUUCUGCUCUCCAGUCCACGACGUCUCCGUCAAAGGCGUGCAAAUAAAAGCUGGAGAGAGAGUCCAAAUCGAGGAAAGCUUGAAAUAUUCUCCUGAGGGAUCCGCCCAGCUUUGGAAGGCUUCGGGAUUAAUCGAGGUGGAUCGCAUGUCAGCCUCAUCUGAUUCUUAUAGCCUCCAUUUGCUGAAGCGGAACAUGGCGUUCAAAACCGAUCCCUCACUAUAUGCCGCGUCAACAGUCCCGACUAGGAAGGACUGGAAGGGACUAUGGACUGUUUGGGACUUGAUCACCCAAAACAUGAUUCCCAAAACCGAACUCAAUGAGAAACCAAUUAAGCUUCGCAAUGCCUGUAUCUUCUAUCUAGGCCAUAUCCCGACCUUCACUGAUAUCCAGCUUGAAAAGGUCACGAAGCAGCCUCGAUGUGAGCCAGGAUACUUCAAGGAGAUCUUCGAGAGGGGUAUUGACCCAGAUGUCGACAACCCGGAGCGGUGCCAUGACCACUCGGAGGUUCCGGAAGAGUGGCCUCCCCUCCAAGAUAUCCUUGGGUACCAGGAUCAAGUCCGAGCCAAGAUUGAGAAGAUCACGGCUUCAGAGAGCAUUCCUCGAGAUGUAGGGAGAGCUCUGUGGAUCGGGUUCGAGCAUGAGAUCAUGCAUUUGGAGACUCUUCUGUAUAUGCUGCUCCAGAGUGACAAGACUCUGCCACCGACCAAGUUCAAGCCUAACUUCGAGGAACUGGCAGCUGCGGACGAAGCUGCGAGGGUCGGUAAUGAGUGGUUCGAAAUUCCGGAACAGAGAAUUACGAUAGGGUUGGACGACCCAGAGGAUAAUUCUGGCGGGGAUCGACAUUUUGGAUGGGACUGCGAAAAACCUCCCCGAAGUGUUGUAGUACCGGCGUUCAAGGCUCAAGCAAGAGCUAUCACCAAUGAAGAUUACGCUCGGUACCUGGAGCAGACUCAUGCUUCCAAAAUACCAGCUUCCUGGACCGAAAGUGUCACAAAUGGACAUACCAACGGUGUCUCCAAUGUUUACUCAAACGGUAACUCGAAUGGCCAUGCCAUUACUUCGACACCCCUCACGAAGGAAUAUUUGGAUGGCAAGUUCGUCCGCACUGUUUAUGGCCUCGUCCCACUGAUGUUUGCACUGCACUGGCCCGUCUUCGCUUCCUAUGAUGAGCUUGCUGGUUGCGCCAAAUGGAUGGGUGGGAGAAUCCCGACUCUCGAGGAGGCUCGCAGCAUCUACAGCCACGUUGAUGGUCUGCGACUCAAAGAAGCAGAGCAGCACCUUGUCAAGACGGUCCCCGCUGUCAAUGGCCAUCUCGUCAACGAGGGCGUAGAGGAAAGCCCUCCAUCGCGUGGUGCUUGGCCAGGUGAGGGCUCGGAGCUCUUUACUGACCUAGCGAACGCCAAUGUUGGAUUCAAGCAUUGGCAUCCUAUUGGCGUGACUUCCAACGGUGAUAAACUUGCCGGCCAGGCUGAAAUGGGGGGUGUGUGGGAAUGGACCAGCUCGGAGCUUUUAAGGCAUGAUGGGUUCGAACCAAUGAAGCUUUAUCCAGCCUACACGGCCGACUUCUUCGACGGCAAGCAUAACAUCGUCCUCGGUGGCUCUUGGGCUACGCACCCACGCAUUGCUGGACGCAAGACCUUUAUCAAUUGGUAUCAGCGCAAUUAUCCAUAUGCCUGGGCCGGAGCUCGACUGGUCCGCGACGUGUAG
Molecule: messenger RNA, 2493 nt
Organism: Drepanopeziza brunnea f. sp. 'multigermtubi' MB_m1
Lineage: Eukaryota; Fungi; Ascomycota; Leotiomycetes; Helotiales; Drepanopezizaceae
Source: RefSeq, a predicted model, not a curated record